AAGUUCCGACACUACUGUAAGUGGCUAGCAGCUAAAGCUAGAAAGGUUACCAUCAGAUCCAAACGCUUAUUUAACUUAACUAAUUAGUUAGUUGGCAUUAAUUUGACACAUUGUUUGAACAUACUGAGCAUGAAAAUGAGAGAGAAGUAGAGAUACUGCCAAGUCGUUUCAAUAAACUUCUGUCGAGCGACUACUUUUUUACCUGAGGGAAAAAUCUAUGCUGAGGCAGAGGUGGUCGUUGACCGAAGCGCUGGUCACCGCCGCCGCGUCACGACUGAGACAUCUCAUUGAGAGGUCAAAUACUCGUGUCUGUACUGCAGGGUGCGUUGCUCCUGAUGUGAUGGAUAUUAUGACACCGUAGAUCCCAACAGGUUGUCUAUUUGAGAGAUGGGCUCUGAAAACCCAGAGGACUUUGGACCCACUGUGAUCCUCGCUGAGGAAGACCAGCAAGAAAUUGGAGGCCUGAUCAACUCUGAUGGAGAAGAAGUGGAUUUCUCAGAUCUCAGAGAGAGUGCUAUCCCUGGCAUUGUACCUACAGAGCCUCCCUCCAAGACAUUUGAUCAAAGCGAGAAUGAAAAACCACCGUCUCUUCACAGCUGCUCAGUGUGUGGGAAAGACUUCCCUUACGCCUCUAAACUUCAGCGCCACCUACGUACUCACUCAGGAGAGAGGCCUUUCCCCUGCUCCAUGUGUGAGAAGAGAUUUCCAGAAAAGGGGCUGCUCAUGAUCCAUGAAAGGGUCCAUACCGGGGAAAAGCCAUUCCCAUGCACUUUCUGUGAGAAAAGAUUUGCUAGUCAGGGUGAGCUCAGGCUGCACCGGCGGACUCAUACUGGCGAGAGGCCGUAUCACUGCUCCAUCUGUCUGAAGAGCUUUUCCCGACACUGGCAUCUGAAAACUCACUUAGAGGCGAUGCACUCUGAGGUUGUUGCGGGCUUUACGAGAAAGAAGUUUCCGUGUUCGGACUGUGACAAGAGCUGUAACUCAGCAGCUGAGCUCAGAGAUCAUCAGAGGACUCACACUGGAGAGAGGCCCUACCAGUGCUCUUUCUGUGACAAAAGGUUUGCCUUGUCGGGUACACUUGUGAGACACGAGCGUCUCCAUACUGGCAUUACGCCCUACCACUGCUCCGACUGUGGGAAGACAUUUGCACAGCAGUGGACUCUGACGACACACAUGCGGACUCACACGGGAGAAAAACCGUACAGCUGCACACAGUGCGAUAAGUCUUUUGUAGCUCCAGGAGAGCUUCGGAGGCACACCAGGAUUCACACAGGAGAAAAGCCGUACACCUGCACGGACUGUGGGAGGCACUUCUCACUGGCAGGAACUCUCAGAAACCACAAAAGGUCGUGUACACAGAACAAGAAUGAAUCAGUUACAGGUGUCAUCUCAGACCCAGUUCAAGCUGCAGUCGGUGAAUCAUCCCAGCAAGACCUGGCCAACAUCAGCUCUGAGGCGUCUGACAGUCAGAGUUUGCCAAGUGCCGUUGAGCCCCAUUCCUCAGAGGGUCUUACCUGUGACAAUGCAGCUCAGUGUGAAAAUAACCUGAGAGAAUCAGAACCAGAACCAGAACCAGACCGACAGGAGGAUGUUGCUUCCAGUCCGGAUAUGAAUGUAAUAGUGAAAGAGGAGGAAGAAGAGGAACCUUUGUGUGUAGAAGAAGCUCCUAACCAGGUGUCUGAUAGUGAGGAUUGUACAAUGCCAGAGGAAACUGAAGAGCAGCAGCAGGAAAGCAACACAGAAAUUAGGAUUACAGUAAAGGAGGAAGAAGAGGAACUUGUCAACAUGUCUGAAGAGGAUCCUGAUCAUGUUGCUGACAGUGGAAAAGACAGUCCUCCAGCCUCACCAGUGCAGGAACAGUUUAACGACAAUCUGACAAAGAGCUCAUACUGCUGUGGGCUCUGUGGAAGAGACUGUCACAAGAUGUCUGCUCUUCAGAUUCACAUGCGAAUUCACUCGGGAGAGAAACCCUACCAAUGCACUCUGUGUGGGAAGCAGUUCACCCAGAAAGGUCAACUCAAAGGUCACCAGAAAGUCCACACAGGAGAGAAACCGUUCUCCUGCCCGGACUGCGGGAAGAGCUUCGCCCACUCGGGGGCCAUGAACAGACACCGGCUCACACACACAGGAGAGCGGCCCUACCACUGCUCUGUGUGCGACAGGAGCUUCAACCAGUCCGGCCGCUUGAGGGAACAUGAGAAAAUCCACUUUGGGGAGAAGUUUGACUGUCCCGAGUGUGACAAGAGUUUUACACGAGCUUCUAGCCUCAAGAACCAUUUCAGACUUCACACAGGAGAGAGGCCGUACAGCUGCGACAUCUGCGGGAGAGGCUUCAGCCGCUCACAAAGCCUGAGGCUCCACAGACGGAAACAUGAGCCGAUUCAGACUAAGGAGGAGUCUGCAUUCAGUGUGAACAACGAUGAUUUAUCACAGAGUGAUGAUAACUCUCCAAUUAAUAUGUGUAUAACAGAAAAAAAUGACUGAUAAUGUAUUUAUAUAAACCAUAGAGAUAUGUACCAGUAGUAGUAUUACAAUACAAGAUUUUAGGCAGUAAAACAUGAACUGAAAGAGGGGAAAGUAAGGGACUACCUCUGUGAAUAGACCGUCAUUAAACCUUUAUGUGGUGGUUCACAAAAAGUAUUCAAGCUAAAAUAUUUAACUCCCAGAAUGGUGCAGAAAAAUUAAUAAACGGACACACGUCAGGUGAUGUUCAGCAGCUAACAACACAAUUUCACACAAAACAUAUUUACUACAAACACAACUUUCGUAAAAAUCUUGGAAGCUGUUUAGAUGAUAAAUUUUAGAGGUUAUAUUUACUCGUGUUUAUCACUUUUACCCAUGUUAGUUGCAUCAAAAUAUCGCACACAUUAGUAUUUAUGGUAGUACAAAUGACUAAUUUAUGGUCUGUGAUUUAACUUUUUCCAUGCAGUAUUUGUCAUUCAAACUAAUUGUGUAUGUGGAAAUUGGAUUGAAGGGUAAUUAUGUCUUUGUAUCAGACAUUAUGAUGGCCAACGAGCAGUCUAGGGAUUAGGUGAAACUGUAAUUCAUUCAUUGGGUAUGAGCUGCUGAAAUGUCAGAAAAAUUUAGCUAGUAAUGAAGCGAUAGGAUCAUGAUAUUCAUCAGGUUUUUUGCCAAAACCAUUUUGCCUUAGUGUUGAUUAAUUCUUAUCUCUGUUUUGUACAGCAGCCAACCAAAUCAUGAAUCGGGUUCACCUGGUUUAGACACCUCUUAAAGGCCAAGUAACCAUUGUGAAUAAAGGAAUCAUCCUCUAAUGCUGUGAUACAAAAGGCAAUAAUUUGAAGCCAUGUAGAUGGUAAAUUUUGCCCAGUGCUGCCUCUGUCUAAUUGUAUGAGACAUGUUAUACUGAACAAUAAAAGUAAAAGUACUAAAGACUA
Siniperca chuatsi (mandarin fish) is the source of this 3395-nucleotide messenger RNA. Its product is annotated as oocyte zinc finger protein XlCOF28-like. The record is from RefSeq and is a predicted model, not a curated record. NCBI's taxonomy places the organism in Eukaryota, Metazoa, Chordata, Actinopteri, Centrarchiformes, Sinipercidae. The coding region runs from base 388 to 2484 and encodes 698 amino acids. Gene Ontology annotation, biological process: regulation of transcription by RNA polymerase II. The transcript is spliced from 7 exons. Gene Ontology annotation, molecular function: DNA-binding transcription factor activity, RNA polymerase II-specific; RNA polymerase II cis-regulatory region sequence-specific DNA binding. Gene Ontology annotation, cellular component: nucleus.